Molecule: messenger RNA, 3286 nt
Organism: Spea bombifrons (plains spadefoot toad)
Lineage: Eukaryota; Metazoa; Chordata; Amphibia; Anura; Pelobatidae
Gene: TBL1X
Product: transducin beta like 1 X-linked
Exons: 17
Coding region: 706-2277 (523 amino acids)
Biological process (GO): regulation of transcription by RNA polymerase II
Cellular component (GO): histone deacetylase complex
Molecular function (GO): protein binding; transcription corepressor activity
Source: RefSeq, a predicted model, not a curated record
AAUCAAUCAACCACAAUGUGACCCUACAGGCAGAAAAAACAGCACUCCCACCAGCAAGACAUGGGGGGAUGGAAAGCACAUGUAACCAGGGCAAUGUUGCAUCAUAUGCUUAUGCUGGCUUUUUAAAACAAUCCUCACUUUGUUUUUUUGGGGUUUUUUUUAUACAUAUGCUAUUUUUUUUCUCUGUUCACAUUAAGCUAUCAGGAUCUAUGAAAAAAAUGUGCUAACUCGUAAAGGUUCAAGAAAAAAAGAAGUCGUACGUAAUAACUGCUGAAAAAUACGAAAUCUUUUUUUUUUCUCCCAAAAUGUAAUGUAAACGCUUCUGCUGAUUCACAAUUAUGAGGACGCAGAUUUAAAGAUCAACCGGUGUUUUUGGAGAAGAUCGAGUUUCAAAAUUUGGGCUUUUAAAAAAAAAAAAAAUCCAGGAUCUCCGAAAGAAGAGUUACUAUGUACAUCAAGUGAGAAAAAAGACAGAAAAGUCAUUGUGUGACAGUGUUUCCUGCAACUUGAGGCUUUUUAAUCAACUGCUCCUUGAACUACAAGCUGUGCUUUCUUAUCCACGUUGAGUGUGAGGUGACUAAUCCGUGGAAACUGGCUUGGAAUAAGUACCAAGGAAUAAAACAGAAAAACGGGGAUCGGUUCCCUUCACCCCCGAUAGUGGGGAUAUCACUUCCUGUGGACCUCAUCAUUUGAGGUUGGGCUAAGAUGAGCAUAACCAGUGAUGAAGUGAAUUUCUUGGUGUAUCGUUAUCUCCAGGAAUCAGGUUUCUCUCACUCAGCCUUCACAUUCGGAAUUGAAAGUCACAUCAGCCAGUCCAACAUUAAUGGGACACUAGUGCCCCCUGCUGCCCUCAUCUCCAUUCUGCAGAAAGGUUUACAGUAUGUGGAGGCAGAGAUCAGCAUUAAUGAAGAUGGAACAGUCUUUGAUGGCCGUCCAAUAGAAUCAUUAUCCUUGAUUGAUGCUGUAAUGCCGGAUGUUGUACAGACUCGACAACAGGCCUUCAGAGAAAAGUUAGCUCAACAACAAGCUGCUGCAGCUGGAGCCGCAUCCAGUGUAGCCCCAGUCAACACCUCCUCAACAACUUCAGCAACACAACAGAAUACACCAAAGAAUGGAUCAGCCACGGUGAACGGUGAAGAAAAUGGGGCACAUGCAAUAAAUAACCAUGCAGAACCAAUGGAAAUUGAUGGAGAUGUGGAAAUUCCACCUAACAAAGCAACAGUGCUUCGCGGCCAUGAAUCAGAAGUUUUCAUUUGUGCCUGGAAUCCUGUUAGUGAUCUCCUAGCAUCGGGGUCAGGAGAUUCUACAGCAAGAAUAUGGAAUUUGAAUGAAAACAGCAGCGGCAAUUCUACACAGCUAGUUCUAAGGCACUGUAUACGAGAAGGAGGGCAAGAUGUUCCAAGCAACAAAGAUGUGACUUCUUUGGACUGGAAUACCGAUGGCACGCUCUUAGCUACAGGAUCAUAUGACGGCUUUGCAAGGAUUUGGACGCAGGAUGGUAACCUUGCAAGUACUCUCGGCCAACAUAAAGGUCCCAUAUUUGCACUGAAGUGGAACAAAAAGGGGAACUACAUACUGAGUGCGGGGGUUGAUAAGACGACAAUAAUUUGGGACGCUCAUACAGGAGAAGCAAAGCAACAGUUCCCCUUUCAUUCAGCUCCAGCUCUAGAUGUGGAUUGGCAAAAUAACACCACGUUUGCCUCUUGUAGUACUGACAUGUGUAUACAUGUGUGCAGACUUGGCUGCGACCGACCUGUCAAAACUUUUCAAGGACACACAAAUGAAGUUAAUGCAAUCAAAUGGGACCCAUCAGGGAUGCUCCUAGCUUCAUGCUCGGAUGAUAUGACAUUGAAGAUUUGGAGUAUGAAACAAGAUGUGUGUGUACAUGACCUACAGGCCCACAACAAAGAAAUCUACACAAUCAAAUGGAGUCCAACAGGACCAGGCACCAGCAAUCCAAACGCAAACAUCAUGUUAGCCAGCGCUUCUUUUGAUUCGACAGUCCGGUUAUGGGAUGUUGAGCGUGGCGUUUGCAUUCACACGUUAACCAAGCAUCAUGAACCUGUGUAUAGUGUAGCUUUUAGUCCUGAUGGAAAGUACCUGGCCAGUGGCUCAUUUGAUAAAUGUGUCCAUGUAUGGAACACCCAGAGUGGAUCGCUAGUACACAGCUACAGAGGAACAGGGGGGAUUUUUGAAGUUUGCUGGAAUGCCAGGGGUGAUAAAGUGGGAGCGAGUGCAUCGGAUGGAUCAGUGUGUGUUCUGGAUCUGCGGAAAUAAUGCUAAAUUAUCACGUGAGUUCAAAUGGACCAGCAGAAAAUGUGCACUGUUUGGAACAACAGAUUCCAUUAUUGUACGAACUUGACAAAGUCCGAGUGUACAACUCAAGCAAACCUCUCUACAUGCAGAAUCCUUCAGGACAUCCACAACCUGCAUGGAUCCAUUUCAACAGAUAGCUCUUUGGAGUGAUCGGUCUCCGCUUUGAGGCCAGUUUCAGCCUGUUUGUGAUUCCCAGAGGUGUUUGGUUUAAGAACAGUGCCAAAAAUAGUAAGGAGAUAAGCAAGAUAAGGCUGCGAUAAACCAAAAGGGAAAGCAAACCUGUUUUAUUUUGCCUUCAAAUGUGGACACUACAAAUGUAUUCCCAAAGGACCUGCAAACAAAGACCAGUUUUUAACAAUUAAUCCAUGUGAUUUUGUAAUCACACUUUCUAUUUUGUAGAGCAUUUUUGUUUUGCUUAUAGUCAAUGGUUCACUUGUCUUCUACCAGCUCAGCCUAUUGGGCAGAAGAAGACCGCAGAGAUAUCCAAGGAACUAACUUUAAGUGCAGCUUUUCUUUUAUCCACAAUCAAUGUUGACGCGCUGGCUUAUAACUGAAGAAAUGCUAGCUUGACCCGCAUCGUCCCAGGCCCCCCUUUUUUUUAUCUAGACACACUUUUAGCUCUUAUCUUGAUAAGCUCUCAACAUCAGUAACGGAUUGACCAACAACACACUUCUUAGGAUCUCAUGCACUGAGGUCCGCGUCUUCUCCACAGCUUACUUUACAAGGUCACCUUGAUGAGAGUGUCGUACACUUUUUUUAAGAAUGCAGAAACAGGAAAGCUUUUUACAUGAAAGAUGAACUUUUACAAGAAAGAGCCCACUGUAUUUUUGAAAAAGAAAAAGAAAAAAUAUUUUUAUGUUAAAAGCUUAAUUCUAAAAUGAGAAAAAAUGCAAAUGUUGGGUUUGUCUAAGUCAUGCAAAAAAAAAAAGUUAAAAUGCAGAGUAAAUUAAAGACUCAGUACCCAUUUUGA